Molecule: messenger RNA, 2753 nt
Organism: Ornithorhynchus anatinus (platypus)
Lineage: Eukaryota; Metazoa; Chordata; Mammalia; Monotremata; Ornithorhynchidae
Gene: HAUS3
Product: HAUS augmin like complex subunit 3
Exons: 5
Coding region: 242-2035 (597 amino acids)
Biological process (GO): centrosome cycle; spindle assembly
Cellular component (GO): centrosome; HAUS complex; mitotic spindle
Source: RefSeq, a predicted model, not a curated record
GCUCCAUCCGGGGCUUUGGCCGAGGCGGCGGCCCGGGGAAAAUGGCGGACGAGGAGGACCAGCUCGACGUCUGCGAGGGUGCGGGCGAGGUGUUUAACCAGGGAAGCUCAUUGCUGUCUUGAUGUGAGAAGCAAAAAUAUAUACAUUUUUAAAUAAGCUCAAUUUUCCUCGGACUUAGUUUUUUUUCUGAAACUGAAAUUAUAAAAGCCAAUAUUGAUCCAGAAAAGUUUUGGCCAUAGUCAUGAAUUGUGGAAAUAAGUUUGUGGAAACUUUACACAAAAUUGGUUAUCCCGAAGCUGAUGCUCUCAAUGGAGAAGACUUUGACUGGUUGUUUGAGAUGGGAGAAGAUAAAUCAUUUUUGGAGUGGUUCUGUGAAAAUGUGAGCGAUCAGCAUGUACUGUCCGAAAAAGAAUUGCAGGCUUUCGAGGCCCUACAGAAAUCUGGCCAGUCCAUCUUGGAAGACCAGGGUUUGGACGAAGUCCUUAAAACUUGCAAAACUUCUGCCUUGCAGACAUCUGAUGUGGAAGAGGUAGAGUUGGUAAAACUAGAGAAGGAGCUUCAGGCCCUGCAGAAAUUAAAAUCCCUCAAACUUCAGCGACGGAAUAAACUGCAACUGCUGGCUUCGGCAAACAGCCACCGAUCGCUGAGAUUAAGCGUGAAAGAAGAGGAAACCUCCAGACACAUGAAAGAGACCCAGGCACACUUGAGUUCUGCCAGUAGCAAGAUCAGUAAUGAACUUCAAAGGCUGGUGGAGGGAGUGAAGGAGCUGAUGUCCUUCUUCAGCUUUUCAGGAGAAGGGACCAGCCCGCCUGUGUUUUUGUGUCAGCUCGCCUUGGAAAACUACAUGAGCCAGCAAGAACAGAGCACAGCCGCGCUCACCUCCUAUACCAGAAAGCAGUUCUUUCAAGGUAUAUGUGAAGUAGUUGAAAAUUCCAAUGAAGAAAACUUUCAGCUGGUAGAUUUGCACACCCAAACCGUUCAGGGCGACAGCGGCGUUGGAGAGGAGAUGACGAGGCUGCAGCUGGCUUACGCUUGCGCUCAACAUCAGGUAGUCUGGUUGAAAGCCAGGAAUUCCAGCAUCAGGUCGGCUAUACAGUGGGCAGAAGACAAUCUUCACACCCUGAGUAGCAAGACUUUUGUCAAAGAGCACCUUGAAGCUAAAAUUUCUGACUUGAAUGAUGAGAUUUCAAAACUCGAGGGGCAAAUCUCCCAAAUCAAUAGCAAGACUCUACCCGACUUGAUAAAGGAGGACACCCAAUUCCUGAAUAUGCCGGUCGUUAAAGGAGAUUUCGAUCUCCAGAUUACCAGACAAGACUACUAUGCCUCCAGACAAGAUCUGGUGUGCUCUCAGUUGAUCAAGCAGAAGGCAUCAUUUGAACUGUUGCAGCUGGCCUUUGAAAUCGAAUCGCGGAAGCACCGAGACAUUCACCGCCAACUGGAGAGCUUAGUCCAGGAGCUUAGGCAGAGUAACGCAGCGCUGUCCCAGAGAUCAGAAAUGCUCGCCGACACAUCGCUAUCUCAAUAUCCAAAGCCACGGAGUACUAUUGAUUCAAAGGAUAUAGCUACUCAGCGACUCUAUCAGCUCUUGGAAGGGGAAAAUAAGAAACAGCAGUUGUUCAGAACAUACGAAGGUCUGGAGGGAGUGGCUCGGAAGUUAAAGCAGGAUGUUUCCUCGGUGCAGGAUGAGUUUACGGUAUCGGCUCGGGAGCAGGCCCUGUUCCUGGCCAAGCUGAAUUCUGGUGUAGAAAUGCUCUGUGAACCUUUGUACGGUGGAGGAAAUCAGCUUCUGCUUAGUAGUCCGGAACUCACCGAGCAGUUUCAUCAAGUCGAAGCUCAGUUGAAUAAGUUGAAUCAUCUUCUGAUGGAUGUCCUUGCUGAUGUCAAGGCCAAGAGAAGAAUUUUGGAGACUGAUAAACUGCAGCAAAUGGAAAGGCACUUAUAUAUAUAUUUUUUCCAAGACGAAGAACAUCUGACAGAUGUUGUGAAGAGUUUAGAGCAUCAGUCCAGGAUUAAGAGUAUAGGUCUGGAAGGUUAAAGAUGAAAUAAUUUUGAAAAUGGAAAUUAAUUUGAAUGUAGUGUUUUAAUUGUUGAUAUCUCCAGGGUAGAUAUGUGGUUUGUUAGUCACAUUACUAAUUUUAUAUUGUAAAUUUUAGGCCAGGGGAACAUUUUAUCCCAAGUGCAAUUCCUUAAAAGGAAAUCAGACAAGUUAAUAUUGUAGCAUCCAGACAGAUAGAUGUGCCUUCAUGCUCUUAGACUUUUAUUCCGUAGAAACGAAAAGUUGUUUCCUUAGGUGUACAUUUCAGCAUUGUGACAAAGGGCUGAGUUGAAAACUCAACCACUUAAAACAACCCUGGAGAGUAACUACUUGUUAAACGCCCAUGACACUGGGACAUGAGGGAACUUGAGCAGAAGAUCCAUGGGUACUGCUUUCUAACCCCUUUACCUCUAAUUUUUAAUAACCUGCCUCCUGUGAAGAUUGAGAAUCGAAACGAUUCUGAAAGACUGGUAGACGGUGUGGACAAGAGGACAGGAUAUCUGAGAAGGUGAUGGUCUUAGUCUCAGUCCUGGCUUGUUCAUGUUGCUCAACUCCUCUGGGUCUCAGUUUUCUCAUCUGUAUUCUGGGAAUACCACCUGCCUCACAGGGAUUUUGGGAGGAGUAAUGAGUUAAAGUGCUUUGAAAAAUCGAAAAGCUCUAUCCAAACUGAAGUUAUUUAUUUAUAUUUCUCAAUAAAAUGAUAUGAAGCUUUUGGUGA